Colius striatus (speckled mousebird) is the source of this 3716-nucleotide messenger RNA. It is a transcript of the gene RERGL, whose product is annotated as RERG like. The record is from RefSeq and is a predicted model, not a curated record. The transcript is spliced from 5 exons. The coding region runs from base 26 to 640 and encodes 204 amino acids. Gene Ontology annotation, molecular function: GTPase activity; GTP binding. NCBI's taxonomy places the organism in Eukaryota, Metazoa, Chordata, Aves, Coliiformes, Coliidae.
CGGCGGGGCGCGGCCUGGCGGCGGGAUGACCGAGGUGAAGUUGGCCGUGCUGGGCGGGAGUGGAGCCGGCAAGUCGGCGCUGGCGGUGCGGUUUCUGACCAGGCGGUUCAUCGGAGAGUACGCGUCCAACGCCGAAUGCAUCUACACUAAGCACUUGUGCUUGGAUGGGAGGCAGAUACACUUGGAAAUUUAUGACCCUUGUUCACAGCCACAGCGGGGAAAGCUCUCCCUCACAGACGAGCUCCAUUGGGCUGAUGGAUUUAUCAUUGUUUAUGACAUCAGUGACAGGGCAUCGUUUGCAUUUGCCAAGGCAUUGCUGUACAGGAUCCGAGAGUCUCACGUAGGAGCUUGUAAGAAAAUGGUCGAGUCAUCAGUAUUUUUGGUAGGUAAUAAACAGGAUUUAUGCCACAUGAGGGAAGUUGGCUGGGAUGAAGGACAGAAGCUUGCAAUCGAUAACAAGUGCCAAUUCUGCGAACUAUCUGCAGCAGAACAUUAUCAGGAAGUUGUGGCAAUGUUCAUGAAAGUCCUCAAGAAUAUCACCUCAAAUUUCAAAAUGAAGGAAAAGAGACGACCAAGUGGAUCAAAGUCAAUGGCCAAGUUAAUCAACAAUGUGUUUGGAAAGAGAAGGAAAUCUGUGUAAAAGAUGGUUGGUCUUGAAGUAGGAACAAGCUGAAAUAAAGUUGCUCAGGCAGCUCUUGGGAUUCGGUCAAUUUCCUCCAAAGGUUAGUAUCUGGAGGAGUAAGGCAGUAGAAACCAAAGGCAGGAAAUAGUAUGGAUGGGGUCUAAACCUAGAAGACCUGACUUUCUAUUUCCAGUUCUACUACAGAUUUACUGUGUUAAAGGUAUGUCACUUAAAUUCCAAGCUGCUCCUCUCACCCUUUCUCUCAGAAGUUCUUUGAAGGAGAGUUUUAGUAUGCAUUUAUUCAAGACCAACGUGGUCUUGAAUAUCUAACAUGGAUAGAGCUUCUAGGUGUGACUGAAUUGUAAACAGUUAUUUCCAAGAAACUCAGCUUUGCUGAUCAAAAUCUUACUUUAGAAUGAAGAGAAGCAGCUGUUGUUUUUUUUUUUUUUCUGUGCAAGAACAGUUGCACUAAAGAAAAGCAAAAUACUACUGCUUCAUGUGAUAUUUCUAUGUAACUCAAGGAAGGAUCACUCAUAUCCUUGUGUGCCUAAAGGUGCCUAACACUUCCUUCAAUUCAUAUGAAUUAAAUGCUUAGACACCAAAUCAAAAAAGGUAUUCACUGCAAAGCUAUCUUGCAGAGGUGGCAGAAGGGAAGCAGUAUUGUCUCCUGUCUCAGUAUUUGGAGGUUUGUUUUUUUGAGUGAUGAAAGAAAGUAGAGAAGGUUGAAGAGGGUGGGAACUGGAAUGUUAGUGAAAUGUUAGUCAGUGAGCAUUGGACUGUUUGGCAAGGUUGUUUAGUGAAAUAAUUUUAUGGCAAAGGCCAAUGUGAAGGCCAGGGUAACAUCUGAGGCUGAUCACUUGCACGGAGUAGUUUUUGUGGACUGUAACAAGGUUUCUUUACCUGUAAGAUGGAUGUGCCUGUUCAAUUUUAGAUGGGAAUGGAAGCUUGAAAAGCACAUAGAAUGUUCAAGAUCACAGGUUCUCUAGGCUGUCUGCCUGGAUUUAAAGGUCAGCCUUCUGGUAGGACCUGUGCUCCUAACUUAACACAGUGUUUUUCCGAAGGACCAAUGUCUUUACAAGUAGUCAUCACUGUGGUAUUGAAAUGCCACUUGAGAAAGCACUAAGGAAUAUGUUAGCUAUGCUUUUCAAAUGUGGCUAUUAAACAUCAGACAGAUAUAAAUAUGUUGUCAAUUGACAUUCAGAGCUCUUAGUGUAGGCGACUAAAUAAGGGCUUAGCCCAGUGUGUUUGAAAGUGCUGUGCUCAUACAGAAAUUAUGAAAGGGAAGUGAUCUGAAGAUGAAUUACUGCCUCCUAUGCGUUCCAGAGGACAGCUGGGAUUUGGUCUGAGCAAGUUGCUGAGUGGGAGCCUACUUCUGCUCUGAAUUUUUUCCUGUGUGCAAACUUGUAAAAGUAUCAGUCACAGCAGAACACCAGUUUUUUUUUUCAGACAUCCACCCCAUAACAUUAAAAAAAGCUCUAUAAUCUUAGUGUUACUUUUGUAAAAUAAAAGCACAUUUUGAUAAGCGUUGACCAAAGAUGACUUUUUUUUUUAAAAGGAAGAGAUAGUGUUUAUUUCACUUGUUUUAAGAUUCCAGGUAUUGGAAUAUAGUUCUCAGUGUUGAUAGGCACAGUGUUGCUUUGUUUCUAUGCAGAUACUGCUGCCAUAUCAGUAGUGCAUUUAACUGUACUGUCAAUAUCUAUAAAGCUCAAUAUGAAGACUAUGCAUGUACAGCCUUCAUCUUUCCAGUGCCCACUGAAUUCUAGAACUGCUAAUAGACUGCUGACCUGUCAGGUAGCUGUAUCUCACCAGCUCUAGCAUUGCCAGAUUCGAGAACUGUUAACUAUAUUUACUGCUGUGGUAUUAAAUAAACUGGAUAUUAGCUGGAUGUAUCAAAGCCUUUUUUUUUUUUUUCCCCUUUACUGUAGUAUACAGAUACAGACUUCUUGUUUUGAUUACUGUAAAAGUGAAGCACCAGACAGAUCUGGAAUUCAAAUUUGAAAGAGUAGAUCUGGGAAUCAGAUACUUGCACAAAAAAAUGCCUCUAGCUAUAUUUUUCGUACACAAUGAAGAAGCCUUCAUGUACUUCUAUGCAGUGAACGGUAGGGAACGUUUCUAAAAAUCUGUAUCCUUUAAAAAUUUGUCAGGACAGCCCCAGAGAAGCUAAUUAAUUUUGAUUUGCUCAUAUUAAUGGAAAUACGAACUUUCAGGUAGGUGGAAUCUGUGGUAUACACGGUUUUCCUUACAUUUUUGUUCAAAUGGGUCCAAGUGUUGGAACUCAGAGUGACUGUAUUCUGGCCCCUUGCUAGGCUUCACUCACCUGAAAACCAGCUGAAACAGAUGCAGGAUGCAUUUAUAUUUAAGCAUACAGAAGCAUCCCAUAUAGACAUGAUUUUACGGUCUUGGGAUCAGGAUUUCACUUGUCUUUUAUUGCUGUUAAGUGCAGAUGAACAAGAGUGCAGAAUCUGAGAAGGAAUUAAAUUUUAAAGCAGUAAAGCAGAUACACACUUCCCCUUUCCAAGUACGUUUUAGUAAUAUGUAUUUUUUUAAAAAAGUGAAGGCCUUUUAAAGAAAAAUGAAAUACCUAAAGAGCAUUUGUAUACUGCUAAGUGUUCUUGGGGUUUUAACAGUGAAGGUAAUGUGUUACUGGCUUAGCCACAUUUUUAAAUGCUAGCAAGAGCCCUGUUGCAUAACACAGUGAAUGAUGUAACUGAUGUUAAAUGCUCAACCUUGUUAGUGACAUCACAUAGAGGACGUUGAACUUGUUGUGGAAACAUGUAUUUUUGUUGCUGUGGUUUGCUUGCAUGUGACUGUCCUUUCUCACUGAAAUAUUUUGAAAUUGUCAUAUAAGAGUUAAAAGUAUCUGGAAGUCUUUGUUUAUAUGAUCUUUCUCGUUUCAGUAAAAUUUGCUUGAGAAAGGCACUCUGAAUUGAUCUUCAGCUUGUUUUUACUUUAAGAACAGUGACAUAAAAGCAGAGAGGUUCUACUGAUGUAUAAAGGUAAUAGCCCCUGGCUCCCCGGUGCUGUCUCUCAGAGAGCUUUAGGGAGGUUUUUGAAGCUCACUCUUACUGCAUUUUUGAAAUAAACAAUCCAGACA